This is a messenger RNA of Xiphias gladius (swordfish), 5253 nucleotides long. Its product is annotated as protocadherin alpha-C2-like. NCBI's taxonomy places the organism in Eukaryota, Metazoa, Chordata, Actinopteri, Istiophoriformes, Xiphiidae. The transcript has 4 exons. The coding region runs from base 250 to 3249 and encodes 999 amino acids. Gene Ontology annotation, molecular function: calcium ion binding. The record is from RefSeq and is a predicted model, not a curated record. Gene Ontology annotation, cellular component: plasma membrane. Gene Ontology annotation, biological process: homophilic cell-cell adhesion.
CGUCAGCAGCGCGCAUUGGAGACACACACACACACACACACACACAAAAAAGCGCAUCACGGACAAAGGAAAUAUGGGUGCGCUGGAGAGGAUUCGCCUCAGCCGGGAAACACAAUGGAUGAGCCGCUUCUGUUUCAUUCACCGGGAGACCAAUUAGCCCACCUUAAUGAGGUGCUGGGAUGCAAGAUACUGCAAGCUAAAAAGGCGGAAGGCUGCGUUUAAUCCGUCUGCGGAUCCUAUGAGCUUGCAAUGGCUGUGGUGGGGAUAUGCAACUGGAUCGGGAAUAAUGUGCCUUUUUAUUUUGUGAUAUUCUCCUUAUUUUGUGGCCUUUCGCGCGGACAGUUGCGAUAUUCUAUCACGGAAGAGCUGGAAAACGGGGCACUGGUGGGUGAUCUGGCGCAUGACUUGGGGCUGGAUAUUCGAAAGCUCGCCACUCGUAAAAUUAAGGUAACCUCCAACAGCGGUAAACGCUAUGUGAUUGUCAACCCCAAAAAUGGGAGAUUACUUGUCAACGAAAGGAUCGACAGGGAAGCACUCUGUGACUUAUCCAGCACUUGCCUCAUGAAUCUUGAGGUGCUGGUCGAAAACCCCACCGAGGUGUACCAUGUCGAGGUGGAGAUUGUGGAUGCCAAUGAUAAUGCGCCGCAGUUCCCCAGAGACGAGUAUCAACUGGAAAUCACAGAAUCUGCUUUACCAGGGUCUCGUUACCCAAUUGAAAACGCUCAGGACCCAGACAUUGGGUCGAAUUCGGUUCGUAUUUAUCAGCUAAGCACAAACGACCAUUUCGCACUGGUAUCUAACAAACCCUCCCUAAAUACAAAGCACAUCGAGCUUGUGCUCAAAAAGCCCCUUGAUCGUGAACAGACGCCUUACCACCAAUUAAUUCUAAGUGCUGUGGAUGGUGGGACACCAGAGAAAACCGGCACUGCUAAAAUCAAUGUCCGGGUCUUGGACUCAAACGACAAUGUCCCCUUGUUCGACAGCUCAGUGUACAAGGUGAAACUGUUGGAAAAUUCGCCCAAAGACACCCUGGUAAUUAAACUGAAUGCAACUGAUCUGGAUGAGGGCACAAAUGGAGAGGUUUAUUACUCUUUCAGCAGCUACACUCCAGAGAGAGUGAGGCAGAUGUUCAGCAUGGACACCAAUACAGGAGAAAUAAGAGUGAGGAGCAAUGUUGACUAUGAAGAGACCAACUCCUAUGAAAUGUACAUCCAGGCGAUGGACAAGGGACCUGGGGCCGUGGCAGCACACUGUAAGGUAGUGGUAGAGGUGGUGGAUGUAAAUGACAACGUCCCUCAAAUAGUGUUGUCAUCCCUGUCGAGCCCUGUGAGGGAGGAUGCCCGUGCAGACACAGUCGUGGCCCUCAUUAGCGUUACUGAUCGAGACUCUGGCACUAACAAGCAGGUGAGCCUAGAGAUCCCAGCAGGCCUUCCUUUCAAGAUCAAGUCAUUCAGAAAUUACUACACUCUGGUUACCUCAGCCUUCCUGGACCGCGAGACCACUGAUGCCUACAAUGUCACUCUGAGUGCCACAGAUGGAGGAACCCCCCCCCUCUCCUCCCAGAAGACCAUACAGGUGGAUGUGGCUGAUGUUAAUGACAACCCACCACGAUUUGAACAGACCUCAUACACAGUCUAUGUGGCUGAGAACAAUGCCCCCGGGGCCUCUUUGUGUACUGUGAAAGCUCAAGACGCAGACAUCAAAGAAAAUGCACGCAUCACCUACACAGUGCUCAAUGACAACAACCAUGGUAUCCCUGUCACCUCCUAUGUGUCUGUGAAGGCCGAUACAGGGGAGGCUUAUGCCCUGCGAGCCUUUGACUAUGAGUCACUGAGAGAGUUUCACUUCCAGGUCAAAGCCCAAGAUGGGGGCAUUCCUCCGCUCAGCCGCGUCGCCACUGUCUACGUCUACAUUAUGGAUCAGAAUGACCAUGCACCGCUGAUAGUCAACCCUCCUGGCAAUGGCACGCGCUCCUUGGAGACGGUACAAAAGAACGCUGAGCCCGGUGCCUUGGUGAGCAAAGUGGUGGCAUAUGAUGCAGAUGCUGGUCCGAAUGCCUGGUUGGGGUACGUGCUGGAGACAGCCACUGAUCUGGACUUGUUCAAGGUGCAUGAACACACCGGUGAGAUCAGAACCACUCGGAGGAUCCUGGAGGACAACUCCACCUCCUUUGCUCUAACUGUCGUCGUGAAGGACCACGGGCAGCCUCCUCUCUCCUCCACUGCCACCAUCAACGUGGCUGUCAUGGAGGUGCCGCCCAAAGUGGUUCCUGACCCCAAGAGGAUCAUCCGACCUCACAGCACACUGCUUUUCUCCAAUGUGACCCUCUACUUAAUUGUGGCUUUGAGUGCCACCACCUUUGUAUUCCUGGUCACUGUGGUGGUGCUGGCCAUUGUCCGCUGUCAUGCCUACUGCACCCAGCCUGGGUCCUGCUCCCCCUGCUGUGUGUCACAGAAGCCCCCUCCAGACGGUGGGAGCAGCAGUGUAAGUGCUGGCGGAGGAGGCAGUGGUGGAGCUGGAGCACAGCCUAAUAACAAUGUGGUGCUUCGUAGAGACCUUAAAGUGGAGCCGCACUACAUCGAAGUGCGUGGGAAUGGCUCCCUAACAAAGACUUACUGCUACAAGACCUGCCUGACAGCCACCUCUGGCAGUGACACUUUCAUGUUCUACAACACAGGGCGUCCCAUCAGCGGCACCUGGGGCAGCGGUGCCGACCGCUUUUUCACCAGUGGAAGUGGAUUUGUACGCAGACUGAGUAUGCCUGAUGCCUCGCUGCAACUCUGCCCAGAGCCAAAAGCCCCGAAUGCUGACUGGCGAUAUUCUGCGUCGUUGAGGGCAGGGGUGCAGAGUUCGGUCCACAUGGAGGAGUCCUCUGUGAUGCAGGGAGCCCAGGGGAUGCUCGUGCAGAACUGGCCCACUGUUUCCAGCGCUGCAGAUGGAGAGGGUGGUGGAGAGCUUUCACCCCCAGUGGGCGCUGGAGUCAACAGCAACAGCUGGCACUUCAGAUAUGGCGCCGGACCAGGCUACGGCCCUCCUCAGCCCCUGAAGCCUGGAGAGAUUCCUCCUGAAGCCUUCAUCAUCCCUGGAUCCCCAGCCAUCAUUUCUAUCCGCCAUGACCCAGGCCCUGUGGAUGACAAAGGUGACUUCAUAAGUUUCGGCAAGAAGGAGGAGGCCAAGAAGAAGAAAAAGAAGAAGAAGGACAAGAAGGACAAGAAGGAGAAAGGAAAGGAUGAGGGGGGUGAAGAAUAGAGCAGAAGGGGUGACCUGAAAACAGAGCUACCAACAAACUAUCAACCCAAUAUCAGAGCCAGAAAAAAAGCUAAAUGCAUAUUGUAGAACCGAGGGAGCCUCUUUGCACCAUAGCAGAAGUGGUGACAGUGACAUAGUGACAGUGGUCAAACCCUCAUUAGACCAGGCCUGGCUCCCCACACCAUGCAAACUUGUUAAACAAAUGUUUUUCUCUCUCUCUUGGCUCAUUUGGCCCAUAACUUUGGCCAAGGUUUAUGGUAAACAAAAGUUCGCAGUAACUAGACUUAAUCUAAAGACUGGACCAAAUAAAAACAGAAAGUACAUCAUUGAAUUAGAUUAGCGUUUCUUCGAUUUGCUGCCCCCCAGUUUGUAUAAUGAAAAAUAAAAACACCUGAAAAGGUGUACUAUUUGUAUCUGACCAUUGUCAGCUGAGGCUGCCUGUGUUGGCAUCUCUGUCUUUAUGCAGCCCCUUCCUUUUCGACUCGCCUAGUUGGAGGUGAAGUUGAAGCCAAACUAAAAAAACACAAAACAGAGGCUUUUGUCUUCAGUAUUAUGGAGGCCUUGUAGAAAUUCAGAAAAUGUGGGCUUUUGUAAAAAAAAAAAAAAAAAAAAAAAAAUGAAAAAUGAAAAAGUGACAACAUACAGUCUAUGUACCAUGAGAUUAGCACCUUUAAGAGAAUGAGGUGGCUGAGAUAAAUAGGACCAGCCUCGAUUGAAGAGCUCUGUCUCAGUGUAACAUAGCAUAUUGCAGAGGCUGAGGACCUGCACUGGGUUGCACCAACUAUGCGCAAGUUUGUUCCCAGGUUAUGGUAUAAAGUAGUGGCUUAAUAACUGCUAGUUCAUUUGCAAUUAGCAAGUUACUAAAUUCGACUGUGGCAUGGGUACAAAGGGGGGAAUAGUUAUAACAUGAAGAUUUGAGAUGACAAGCUAAUCAGUGAUAACUUAAUCUACUUUGCUGAUGGGUACAAACCUCUUUGAUUUGUAGGUGACUAGAUUGGCAUAAAAAUUACAAUUCGUAAGAAGAAUCCAUAUUUGACUCUUAAAGGACAAUACUAGUUUUUGCAUGUUUUAGUCCAUCCUCUACAAAUCAUGUUAUAACUAACAUCACUGCUAACCAUUUUCCAAAGCACACCAUUGUGUUUUGGGAAUUUUCAUGUAUUUUUACAACCUUCCAGGCAGCCAUUGUUUCUUUAUUUAUUGUUCUGUAGCACAAGAACAAAUAGCUGAGACUGGAAACUAUUUUUCAUCAAGAAAUCCAUCAAAGCGAAAGCAGCGUCUGGUUUUAUUGUUGUUAAAGUAAUCACAUGAUAAUGUAGUUUGAGUACUCACAAUAACAUAACUCUGGCGAAAUGAAACACAGACGUGAUUGAUUACAUAUGGUAAGCAAGUCUCAGCAUGUUGAUUUUUACACUGUGUGGGAGUGAAUGGGAACCAGAUUGUGCUAGAAAAAAAAGGAAAGACACUCUGAAAAAUAUAAGAAGUCAAGAGGAAGAUAUUGAUAAGUAGUGUGUAAUGUGUGGAAAAAAUGGACAGAAACAUUCAAAACCACUUCUAUAGUCCUUUAAGUUGCAAAAUGGCAUGGGAUUAUAAUUAUAAAAUACGCUGUGUGCAGAAAAAAAGAAAAAAAGAUCAUCCUUAACUGUUAGUGAGUGCAAUUGUGUGAUUUUGUAUCAUUUGCACCUGCUUUACUGCUUGCUUAACUACUUAGUUGUUACUUGAGGUUAUGUUGUAACAGAUUUUUGUGGUGCUACCGCUUAUAUUUUAGCAAUGCGUGAAUCAGGAUCAGUGGCUACUUCGGAUAUAACUAGGGAACCUACAUGCAGCUGAUGCAACCAUCCACUGACCAUGCCUCUUCUCUUGGAAUAUGGCACAGGCCAAUGGGGUCUUGUGUAUCAGCACACCCAGUCUGACACACACAUCAUUGUACACAAACACUGACUUUCUCUGCCUCUUACUCAAACAUACACACUAGCAAACUCUCUUCCUCUCCUACAUACAGACAUA